AUGCCUCGUGACUUUAUGCACGUCCACCCGUCGAUCGAGAGGGAGCACCCGCUCGUGUUCCAGUUCUUGAGCAGCUUAACGAGGUACAAGUCAUUUCAGCCAUUUCCACGCGGCGAGACGGAGGUGUCAGUAGCGUUGGACAUUCCGGACGGCGACUGGGUGGUGGUGCUCAACGCGCCCGCGGGGGGCAUCCGCGGCACCGUGCACGCGCCCCCUCCUGGCACACAGCGCCUCGUCGCCGUCGGUGCUGCCUCCACCGUUGAGCUCUCCACCUGGGGGUCCUGUGCGCUCAAAGAUGACGUGGCGCUCGCAGCCAAUCAGACGCUGCCCAGUGGCGGCGCUGCUGGUGCUCCGCCUUACAUCUGUCGUGAUACGUGUGCAAGGCUGGUGGGCUGCCUGCCAGCAACCUGUGGGCGGCCAUUCACGGAGAGGGAGGUGGCAGGGGCGUUCGUGGACUGUGCGCGCAUGUGCAUCGUUGCACCCUCCUCCAUCACCACCUACGCUGGCUCUCCCUGCCCCAUGGUGCGCUCCCUGUCCCAUGGUGCGCUCCCUGUCCCAUGCCGGAUAUUGCAUCGUUGUUUUCCAACACACCAUGCAACGUCUCAGGUAUGCACUAGCUACCUGCAUGUGCCAGCAUCCCAUGCUCGCCUUCCUGCACCUCCUUCCGUUCUUGCCAUGCGCAUGUGCAUCAUCGCACCUUCUUCCAUCACCACCUACGCCGACACUUCCUGCCCCAUGGUGCGUCCCUUGCCCCUUGCUCCUCUCCCUGCCCCAUGGUGCGUCCCUUGCCCCUUGCUCCUCUCCCUGCCCCAUGGUGCGCCCCCUGCCCCAUGGUGCGCCCCCUGCCCCAUGCCCACUCUUCCUGUCUCUCCCUCUCUCCUGCCUGCCACACAACUCUUCUUCCAAUGCCUUUUCACCCACCCUCUCCAGCCCGAGAUCGCAUCAUUGUUCGCCAACACACCAUGCAACGUCUCAGACCAGCAGCGACUGACCGUCCUGCAGGUGGCAGCAUCCUGCGCGUUCUUCACCAUCGCCAAGGACCGCUGCCUCGCCGGCCACGGGCCGGGAUCAAAGCGAUCACACACACUGGGAGGGCCGGGCAGCGUGCGCUGGCACAUGGUGGCUACCCUGUGCACCAUUCUGGGGGGCCCUGUGACGACCAUGGAUGAGUGCCGCAUGUAUGGCGCAGACGGGAAGCAGGUGAUGACGCUGGUAGACAUGUUUGCUUACCUCAAGUACCGGCAUAUCGGGCACAUGAUCUCGGCGCAGCACAUGGUGCGGUGGGUGCAGACGGUGGCAGCGGCGGUCAGCUCGGUAACGCCCGUGCCGGACGUGGCUGCUGCUCGCCUGAACGCCCUCAUGCACUCCUUCAAUGAUGCCAUCAUUUCGUCCAACGGUGUCGGCUGCUCUCAAGGUGCUCAUGGCCGCUGGUCCUGGUGGUGGCUGGAUGCAUGA
Closterium sp. NIES-65 is the source of this 1455-nucleotide messenger RNA. The record is from the annotation of a GenBank genome assembly. Lineage: Eukaryota; Viridiplantae; Streptophyta; Zygnematophyceae; Desmidiales; Closteriaceae.